CGAGUAGAAGCAAAGGUCUGGCUUGCCAACGAGCGAACAUGGAUCUCGUGGCUCCACGUCUCGCUCCUCAUUGGAUCCUUUUCCCUCGCACUCUUCAACUCCACGAUCAAGACCUUCGGCAUCAUCUACGCAGGCAUCGCCAUCCUCACCCUCGCCUGGGGGCUGGGCAACUACCUCCGCCGACUUCACCUCAUCAAGACAAAGUAUGCUGGCAGCUUCGACGAUCUGGUUGGCCCACCUUUGAUCUGUGCAGCACUCUUCAUCGCCGUCCUCCUCAACUUCAUUGUCCGA
Molecule: messenger RNA, 291 nt
Organism: Jaminaea rosea
Lineage: Eukaryota; Fungi; Basidiomycota; Exobasidiomycetes; Microstromatales
Exons: 2
Cellular component (GO): fungal-type vacuole membrane; vacuolar transporter chaperone complex
Source: RefSeq, a predicted model, not a curated record